Molecule: messenger RNA, 6326 nt
Organism: Spodoptera littoralis (African cotton leafworm)
Lineage: Eukaryota; Metazoa; Arthropoda; Insecta; Lepidoptera; Noctuidae
Source: the annotation of a GenBank genome assembly
UUUUUCCCAUUUUUUGAAUGUGUGCGAGCGAGACAACAACUCGCUAGUUUGCCGUGUAGUGACGGCGGCAUCAAUUUCUGAAUUAAUUACCAUUUGUCGCAAAAACUGCGCGUCCUUUAUCUUUUCUAGACCAAAAUCUUUAAUCUUAUUGCAGGUUGUGUUUAUUAGUGAUCUAAAUGGCAUCGGAUGAUGAAGUAGACGGUUCUUUCGCAGGCGACGAGGACGUGGAGGAAGGUGAGGGUCAAAAUGAGAACUCUGGAGAGAGUGAUGAAGCACCACCAAAGGAGGAUGAAGACUAUUCACCCGAAGAUGGUAGAAAGAAGAAAAAGGGAAAGAAAAGGAAAGCCCGAGGAGAAGAGAAGAAGGGCAGAAAGAAAAAGAAGAAGCGUAAGAAUGAAAGUGAAGAGAAAUCCAGAAAGGGCAGGGGAAGUAAGCACAGCACCCCUGUUGCAACUGCUGCCUCUGAUUCGGGAUCCAUAGGUAUGCCAACAGUGGAAGAGGUGUGCUCAUCAUUCGGGCUCUCUGAUGUGGACAUACAGUAUUCCGACGCGGACCUCGAGAAUUUGACCUCCUACAAGCUAUUCCAGCAACAUGUGAGGCCAUUACUCGUCAAGGAGAAUCCUAAGGUCCCUGUAUCGAAACUGAUGAUGUUGGUCGCGGCGAAAUGGCGUCUAUUCUGUGAGACCAACCCACACCUGAGCAGUGGUACCCCAGCCAUGGGAUCCGAGGACAAUACUAACACUUCCACUACUUCAGACUAUGUGCCCAAACCUGGCAGGCCUGGACGUACUCCUAAAGAAGUUAAGAAUGAAGAGGUAAUAGAGGAACCAGAGGAAGAGGAGGAAGAAGAACAGAGUGACGAAGGUGCAGCGGCUCCUCGUAAGAGGGGACGUAAGCCGAAGCAUGGCAACACUCCCGCUACGCCGCGCGGGAAGCCAGGCCGCAAGCCUAAAGUGCCCACGCUGAAGAUCAAAUUCAGCAAGCGGAAGAGGACUAGCAGUGAGGAAGACCAGGAAGGUAGUGCUGUAAACUCUGACUCGGAUGCGGAGUUUGAGCAGAUGUUGGCGGAGGCCGACGAGCCAAAGCCAGCCGCUGCAGCAGCUGAGGACGGAGCGCCGCAGAAGGAAGAUGAUCCAGCUGUGCCGCAACCCAAAAAGAAGGCAAAGACCAAGAUUGGUAAUAAGAGCAAAAAGAAGAAGAAAUUGAAGACUACAAAUAAAUUCCCUGAUGGUGCAGAGGGAGAACAUGAACACCAGGAUUAUUGUGAGGUGUGUCAACAAGGUGGUGAGAUUAUCCUAUGUGAUACUUGCCCCCGAGCAUACCACUUGGUAUGUCUCGAACCAGAACUGGAGGAGACUCCUGAGGGACGCUGGUCUUGUCCACAUUGCGAGGCUGAGGGCAACCAGGACCAGGAAGAUGAUGAUGAGCAUCAGGAGUUUUGCAGAAUCUGCAAGGAUGGUGGUGAACUAUUGUGCUGUGACUCUUGCCCUUCAGCUUACCAUCGGUUCUGUCUCAACCCACCGCUUGAGGAGGUGCCGGACGGAGAGUGGAAGUGUCCUAGAUGUAGUUGUCCACCGUUAGACGGGAAAGUGGCGAAGAUAUUAACAUGGCGAUGGAAGGAACAGUCGGCCAAGUCGAAGGCUCCUCGUUCACGAGAGUUCUUCGUCAAGUGGCACGAUAGGUCCUACUGGCAUUGCAGCUGGAUUUCUGAACUACAGUUGGACGUGUUCCACCCGCUUAUGUACCGGUAUUACAUGCGGAAGUCAGACCUGGAGGAGCCACCUAAACUAGAGGAGCCUUUGGAUGAACGUGACGGACGAGUCAAGAGGCUCCGGGACAAGCAGGAUCAGGAUGCUGAUGAGAAAUUACUUGAGGAGAAGUAUUACAGAUAUGGCGUGAAGCCGGAGUGGUUGGUCGUGCACCGAGUGAUCAAUCACCGCACGUCGCGCGACGGGACCACGUUUUACCUCGUCAAGUGGAGGGAUCUGUCAUACGACCAGGCCACAUGGGAGUCUGAGAAUGCAGACAUUGCUGGCCUCAAGAAUGCCAUUGAAUAUUAUCAGGAUAUGCGAGCCUACAUUACUUCUGAAGGCAAGACAAAGGGAACUAAAGGGAAGAAGGCAGGACGUAAGAGUAAGAACAAGGACAUAAUAGAUGAGGACGACAGUAGCGGCGCUCUGCAGAUGAAACCGAAGAAAUACAACCCACCGCCAGACCGCCCCACCACUAACCUCAACAAGAAGUACGAAGACCAGCCACCAUUUGUAUAUGAAACUGGCAUGCAGCUCCAUCCAUAUCAGUUGGAAGGUCUCAACUGGUUGCGGUACUCCUGGGGACAAGGCAUCGACACUAUUCUUGCCGACGAGAUGGGUCUCGGAAAAACUAUUCAAACUGUCACAUUCCUUUACUCUCUAUUCAAGGAAGGACACUGCAAGGGCCCCUUCCUUGUAUCAGUACCUCUCUCCACUAUCAUCAACUGGGAGAGAGAGUUCGAAUUGUGGGCCCCUGAUCUCUAUUGUAUUACAUACGUCGGCGAUAAAGACUCCAGGGCCGUCAUCAGAGAAAAUGAACUGACUUUCGAUGAUGGCGCCAACAGGGGCGGUCGACCUUCUAAGAUCAAGUCCCAAGUUAAAUUCAACGUACUUCUAACAUCCUACGAGUUGAUAUCUAUUGACGCUACCUGCCUGGGGUCUAUAGAAUGGUCGGUGCUAGUGGUAGACGAGGCGCACAGACUCAAGAGUAAUCAGUCAAAGUUCUUCAGGCUGUUGGCUGGUUACCACAUCAACUACAAACUACUACUUACUGGAACACCAUUACAGAACAAUUUGGAAGAAUUGUUCCAUCUGCUAAAUUUCUUAAAUAAAGACAAAUUCAAUGAUCUCGCCGCAUUCCAGAAUGAAUUUGCCGACGUGUCUAAGGAAGAGCAGGUGAAGAGGCUUCACGAGAUGUUGGGUCCGCACAUGCUGCGACGUCUCAAGGCUGAUGUACUCAAGAACAUGCCUACCAAAUCAGAGUUUAUUGUGCGAGUAGAGUUAUCACCCAUGCAGAAGAAGUACUACAAGUAUAUUCUGACGAGGAACUACGAGGCCUUGAACCCCAAGAGCGGUGGACAAACUGUCUCACUACUUAACGUCAUGAUGGAUCUAAAGAAGUGCUGUAAUCAUCCUUACCUGUUCCCGGUGGCAGCCGAGGAAGCUCCGCUUGGCCCUCACGGAAACUAUGAUACACAGGCUUUAGUCAAGGCGUCGGGCAAACUAGUUCUCAUGUCAAAAAUGUUGAGGCAACUCAAGGAACAAGGACACAGAGUGCUAAUCUUCUCUCAGAUGACAAAAAUGUUGGACAUCCUCGAAGAUUUCUUGGAGGGAGAAGGUUAUAAAUAUGAAAGAAUUGACGGCGGUAUUACCGGUACAAUCCGUCAGGAAGCUAUUGACAGGUUCAAUGCACCUGGCGCACAACAGUUUGUGUUCUUACUGUCGACUCGGGCUGGUGGUCUGGGUAUUAACUUGGCCACAGCCGACACUGUCAUCAUUUAUGACUCCGACUGGAAUCCCCACAACGACAUCCAGGCGUUCUCGCGUGCGCAUCGUAUCGGUCAGGCCAAUAAGGUCAUGAUCUACCGUUUCGUAACGCGCAACAGUGUCGAGGAGAGAGUUACACAGGUAGCUAAAAGGAAAAUGAUGUUGACUCACUUGGUCGUACGGCCAGGAAUGGGCGGUAAAGGCGCUAACUUUACUAAACAAGAAUUGGACGACAUCUUGAGGUUUGGUACUGAGGAAUUGUUCAAAGAAGAAGAAGGAAAAGAGGAAGCUAUUCAUUACGACGAUAAGGCUGUCGGAGAGCUGUUAGAUCGUUCCAAGGAAGGUAUAGAACAGAAAGAAUCGUGGGCCAAUGAGUACCUUAGUUCGUUCAAAGUUGCUAGUUAUUCAACAAAGGAAGGUGACGGCGAGGAAGAAGUGGACACGGAAAUCAUUAAACAAGAAGCUGAGAACACCGACCCCGCGUACUGGAUCAAACUGCUCAGGCAUCAUUACGAACAGCAUCAAGAAGACCAGGCCAGAACUCUGGGCAAAGGCAAGCGAGUACGCAAACAGGUCAACUAUAACGAUGGUAUCGUCGCACAAACAGAGAACAGGGAGGAUAGUACGUGGCAGGAGAACGGCUCGGACUACAACUCCGACUUCUCCCAGGGCAGCGAGGACGACAAGGAGGAUGAUGACUUCGAUGAGAAGAACGACAACGGCGAGCUCCUCAGCCGGCGCAGCAAGCGACGCCUCGAGCGACGCGACGAGCGCGACCGGCCGCUGCCGCCGCUACUGGCGCGCGUCGGGGGGAACAUGGAGGUGCUCGGCUUCAACGCGCGACAGCGCAAGUCCUUCCUCAACGCCAUCAUGCGGUAUGGCAUGCCGCCGCAGGACGCGUUCAACUCGCAGUGGCUCGUACGUGAUCUCCGGGGCAAGUCCGAACGGAACUUCAAGGCCUACGUCUCGCUCUUUAUGAGGCAUCUCUGCGAGCCCGGGGCUGAUAACGCCGAGAACUUCGCUGACGGCGUACCGAGAGAGGGCUUGUCCAGGCAACACGUGUUGACGCGAAUCGGAGUGAUGAGUUUAAUUAGGAAGAAAGUGCAAGAAUUCGAACAUAUUAAUGGGUAUUACAGUAUGCCAGAGAUGAUUCGCAAGCCUGUGGAACCUGUGAAGUCGACUACGGGAGAGAGUGCGGCGCCGUCCCCCGCGCCUUCCACGGCGACACCGAUCACGUCGGCCGCACCCUCCCCGGCACCUACACAGGUUGCUCAGACGUUAGGACAGGCUGCUACUCCUGGUGGCUCUGAGAAAGACGACAAAGAAGAGAUUAAAGAGGAAAAAUCAGAAAAGGAUGUCAAAGAAAAAGACGAGCCGAUGGAUACAAGUGACAUCAAAGAAGAAACUGUAGAUGAAAAAGAAUCACCUAAAGAUAAAUCAGAGGACAGUAAGGAUGGCGAGAGACGCAUGUCGGUGGACGAGGAGCCCAAGGACGACGAGAAGUCAAAUGACAAGAAAGAGGAAAAGGAACUGAAGGUCAAGGAAGACAAGGACGAUGUAGAUAAGAAAGAAGACGCUAAGAGUGAUAAGGCCGAGUCAGAGGCAUCUGAGAAGCCCAAGGAUGAAAAGAAGGAUGAUGACGACGACGACGUAGUACUAGUGAAAGAAGAUGAAGAUCUAAAGGUGGAGCGUCGCAAGUUUAUGUUCAAUAUCGCAGACGGAGGGUUCACGGAGCUCCACACUCUGUGGCUCAACGAGGAGCGCGCCGCCGCGCCCGGCCGCGAGUACGAGAUCUGGCAUCGCCGCCACGACUACUGGCUGCUCGCCGGCAUCGUCACGCACGGCUACGGCCGGUGGCAGGACAUACAGAACGAUCUGCGCUUCGCCAUCAUCAACGAGCCCUUCAAGAUGGAUGUCGGCAAAGGGAACUUCUUGGAAAUUAAGAACAAAUUUCUAGCUAGACGUUUCAAGCUCCUAGAACAGGCGUUAGUGAUUGAGGAACAACUUCGUCGUGCGGCAUACCUGAACUUGACCCAGGAUCCGAACCACCCUGCCAUGUCGCUGAAUGCGCGCUUCGCAGAGGUCGAAUGCUUGGCCGAGUCACAUCAACACCUCAGCAAGGAGUCACUGGCUGGCAACAAACCAGCUAAUGCUGUAUUGCACAAGGUACUAAAUCAAUUGGAGGAGCUGUUAUCGGACAUGAAGUCGGACGUAUCCCGCUUGCCUGCGACGUUAGCGCGCAUCCCGCCAGUAGCGCAACGACUGCAGAUGUCGGAGAGGUCCAUCCUGUCGAGACUAGCUGCCACCGCCGGCAACCCCGUGCCAGCUGCGCAAAUGGCACAGUUCCCGGCUGGCUUCCAGUCGGGCGGGUCCCUGCCCGGGUUCUCCCCGGCGGCAGCGGCUGCGGCCAACUUCUCCAACUUCCGCCCGCAGUACUCAGUACCCGGACAACCUACUUCCAGCGGGUCCUCCAAUAAAUCAUAAGCUUCAUAAUUUAUAACAACAUAAUUCGACUUGAAAAAAUUUUGCAGUGAGCGGCUAAUUGGUCACAUAGAUGAAUUAUGUUAGAUGUAAUCUUUCCAAGAUUCCUGUUCCACCUUGGGUUUGAAGUGAUAAUCUUAGUAUAUUAGUGCAGUUAGGUAACAUAUACAAAUACUACGUCAUUUUGAUGCAGAACUCACAAUAUUAUUUAUUUCAUCCUGAUCUGUAUGAAUCUUGUUUAUUGUGUAAGUGAUUGUGGAAUUUUAAGAAAACCUAUUUUUAAUUUACCAAAAAUGAAAAUUGAAUAAAUCGUAUCGUUUAAGUGAU